This is a messenger RNA of Lichtheimia ornata, 453 nucleotides long. RefSeq lists its product as uncharacterized. NCBI's taxonomy places the organism in Eukaryota, Fungi, Mucoromycota, Mucoromycetes, Mucorales, Lichtheimiaceae. Gene Ontology annotation, biological process: DNA-templated transcription; regulation of transcription by RNA polymerase II. Gene Ontology annotation, molecular function: DNA-binding transcription factor activity, RNA polymerase II-specific; RNA polymerase II cis-regulatory region sequence-specific DNA binding. The record is from RefSeq and is a predicted model, not a curated record. The transcript has a single exon. The coding region runs from base 1 to 453 and encodes 150 amino acids.
AUGACCUCUUCACGACAAUGCAUGUCUAUUGAUGCCAUCAUCUGCAACCCUCCUCACCAUCAUCAUCAUCAGUCAGCUGCACCAGCCGACGUUGCCAUGACCACCACAGAGGCACCACCUUCACCUCCAGAAUCCACUUUCAGCAUGCCUACAUCACCCCCACCAUCACCUUUGAUGAACAAUGCAUCCAAACGAUCAUCCACAUCAUCAUCAUCGGGUACCACUGCUGAACGUCGUUAUCGAAACAAAAUCGCAUCCGCCAAGUAUCGUGCUAAAAAACAAGAAAACAUGCGCUCGAUGGCAAAUAAAUUGGCCCAAGUGACAGCUGAAAAUGCAUCCCUGCAGCAUCAACUGAGUCAAGCACUCGAAGACAAUGAAGCCCUGCGGAGACUUUGUAAAUCAAUGAUGACUUCCUCCCAUCAACAGCAGCAGCAACAACAGCCAGCAGCAUAA